GAUUUCAUGCAGUACCGGGCUAGGGUGCAGUGCAGGGUCUCUCCGGGUAAACCCAAGACAGGAAAAGAGGCAGGGGUAUUGACGAUGGUCGAUUACCAGUUGAGGUUAACAGAUAUUGUAGUGCUCCGGCGGAGGAGAGGACACCAUUCAUGAUGACAAAGUCUGGGCGGAUUGCGAUAGCUCAUGGCGUUGGCUUAAUAGUCACCGUUGGGGUGACUUUUCUGUUUGCCUCUCUUAUCCUCACCUGUCAGUUGACUUGGUUCUAUCAGUCGAUCGACAAGUUGAAGCCUCCAACCAUGUGGAAAGGUGUCUUCCCCGCAGGGCUGCUGUCCCUUGGAUUAGCUAGUUCGGCAUCCUCUACCCUCCUUUAUGUGUCUUCCUAUGCUGGUACGGUUAGUACCUUCAGUCUAACCACGCCCGACGAUGACUCCGCCACCGGUGCUGCUGCUACCCUUGAGAUUAUCUCCAACUCUACGGGCUGUGGCCCGAACCCAUCGUGGCUCUCGCUUGACUAUUCCAAAAAUCUCCUCUUCUGUCUAGAUGAAGGUUUUACCGGACCCUAUGGAGGCGUGACCACGUUCUAUACCGACGAUGAUGGCACAUUGACCACCCUAGACAAGCUUGAUGUGAUCCAAGGCCCCGUUAGUAUAGCUGAAUUUGGUGUUGGUGGUCGUGGCCUUGCUAUAGCACACUAUUCUGGCUCUAGCGUCAGCGUCGUCGGCUUCGAUCCCGAGGGCAACCUCACGCUGGUGCUUAAUGAGACCUAUGCGCUCGAAGCACCUGGUCCCAACCCGGCGCGACAGGAGGCACCACAUCCACAUGAAGCGAUCCUAGAUCCUACCGCAUCUUACGUGCUGGUACCAGACUUGGGCGCCGACCAGGUGCGCAUCUACCAAGCAGAUGCCAGCACUCUCGGUUUGAAACCAGUGGCACCCCUUCCUGUGCGGCCCGGCUCUGGGCCGAGACACGGAGCAUUCACGGUAACUCCGAGAACGACGUACUUCUACUUGGUCUCUGAACUGGCAAAUACAAUCACGGGGUAUGAGGUCAUCUACAACGACAACGAUACCCUUAGCUUCAAUGAGUUAUUUUACAUCCCUACUCACGGGGAAGAGAAAACUCUUCCGGAGGGAACAGGCGCUGCCGAGAUCCUUGUCUCUCCCGAUGGAAAAUAUCUGAUUGUCUCAUCACGCUGGGAGAAUUCGUUCAAUAUCACGAAUUUCGAUCCCAAUAACAGCACGGAGAUCCCUUCGGACCCACUGAUAACCUACUCAAUUGAUCGCUCGAACGGAAAUCUAACCAAGGUACAAGAAUUCGCAGCAGGCGGCAGUGGACCUCGGCAUUUCGCCAUCAAUGCAGAUGGCGAUUUAGUGGCGGUGUCGCUCCAGGCAGAUGGCCGCGUCGUUCUCAUCGAGCGUGACGUGAAGACAGGCAAGUUCACGGAUUACGUCGCGCAUGGAUACGUCGAAGGCGAAGUUACCGCGGCCAUCUUCCGCGAGGACUACCAUACUUUCUAACCGAGGCAUGUCUCGUGAGUGUCUAGACCAUGAUCCUAGAUAGAUUGAUAGACAGGUAGAGGAGACGUAUUCAAAUCGUAUGACUCGUAAAAAUACUAGGAUACUAUCGUGAAGUAAUAUCGUGUAGUAGUAAGACUUAGUGGUCAAUAUACAAGAUCG
Messenger RNA from Hypoxylon trugodes, 1676 nucleotides. Its product is annotated as putative isomerase YbhE. The coding region runs from base 150 to 1517 and encodes 455 amino acids. The record is from RefSeq and is a predicted model, not a curated record. The transcript is spliced from 4 exons. Gene Ontology annotation, molecular function: 6-phosphogluconolactonase activity; protein binding. Lineage: Eukaryota; Fungi; Ascomycota; Sordariomycetes; Xylariales; Hypoxylaceae.